CAGUUUGCGAUCACAUGGAGCAAUGGAGCGACAGAUUAGCAUGUGAAAGGCAUGGUGACGGUUACACUCACCCGGAUACCCACAGUGCUGCCCUGUAAAGGUUAUCUAUAUGGGAGUUUGUGUGUAUACUCCUGCCUUUGCACUAAAUGCAGUCACUGGGUUUGAACUAUGGGGAACAGUGCUGGCCACUGGACUAGUGUGCAUGUUGUACACAACACUGGGUGGUUUGAAGGCCGUCAUCUGGACAGACGUCUUUCAGACUGUUGUGAUGUUUGCAGGGCAGCUGGCUGUCAUUGUGGUGGGAGUGCAGAAGACUGGAGGAGUGGCUGAUGUUUGGAGGAAAGUCUGGGAGGGAAACCGCAUCUCUGGUCUCGACACCAUAUCGUCGGCCUUCAACUCAUUAGCUACUGUAACAAUGGAAGACCUCAUCAAACCGCAAUAUCCUGCCAUGACUGAGGCGAGAGCAACCCUGCUGUCCAAAGUUUUAGCUAUGUCCUAUGGACUGCUCUGCCUGGCCAUGGCAUAUCUCACUCACCUCAUGGGUGAUUCGGUUUUACAGGUGGCUUUGAAAAUCUUCGGCAUGGUUGGUGGUCCUAUUCUUGGUCUGUUUUGUCUCGGGAUGUUCUUCCCGUGGGCCAACUCCAUCGGAGCUCUGGUAGGUCUGUGUGCAGGACUGGUUGUGGCUUUCUGGCUCGGCAUUGGAAGCAUCCUCACUCGUAGCACAAGACCACUACCACUCGAAUGCGGCGCCAAUGCGACUAUUGCUAUUCAGACAGCGUUCAACAAUACCACUCUGAGUCAACCCUCUGGACUCAAGAGAUUUUACUCCCUGUCCUACAUGUGGUACAGUGGCUUUAACUGCACUACAGUCAUUUUAAUAGGCCUGAUUAUCAGCUUUCUCACAGGCCCAACAAAGGAAGAAGAUGUGAAGCCAGGAACACUCUAUCCCCUGUUAGGAAAACUUUUUUGUUUUCUACCUGAACACCUGAAGAAGAAGCUCUGCUGUGUGACUCCACUGGGACAAACGCUUGCAGCACCGCAGAGGCAACCUUCACAACACAAAGAAGGUAAUGGACUGGCAUUCCCACAAGAAGAUAGAUCAUCACUGGAAGAGAGGGAAAAUUUUCUUCCCGAGACUUUCGUAGAGUAUGAAACCGCAGUGUGACGUCGACGUCUGUCACAAGAGGCUCUAUUCAGCUCCCUCUAAAAAUGUACAUGUAGAAGUUGUGAAUAUCGUCCACAUUAGAUUGAUGCCUGCAGCAUUCAAAGCUACAAAUUUUUCAACAUUUAACAUCAGAAUUUUUUGUUUGUUUGUUUUUCUAUUUAUGUCAAAAGACUCAGCUGAACCUGUCAGUGUCUGAGUCAGUUAUGUCUUACUUACAUACACUACUUGUCCGCUUUAUGUGAAUGCAGCUGACAAAUUGACCUUGUACUAGGCCCUGAGGCAGCUCCUCGGUUAAACAUCCGUUUUAGCUUUUCUUCCAUUAAGCAGGUUUAUUCGGAUUGAGGGCCCCUCGCAAACAGCAGAGCCAAAGCUGAGUCCCUGAGAUGAUUAUCUUAGGAAUAUCCACUCUCACCUUGACCUAAAUGAGCAAAGACUAUAGAGGCAACUUUCACACCUAAACUUUGCACAUAUGCCAACCUCAUUAUAUUUUGGCCAUGUUAAAUUUGAGCAUCUCCUAUUGAAACGGUAUAAAAAAACUGCAGCAAGUAGGGUGAAGAAUAACAGACUCACUUCAGAUUGUUAGCUGCUUUCUGGAAGGUUUUUCCUGAGUACAUGUUAAAAAGCUGAACUAUGCUGAUAUAUGUCAAAAUUGAUACGUUGGGAGCUUGACAUAAGAAGAAAAGAAGUAAACAUAUUUCAUGGUGAUAUUUUCUUUGUACUUGAUGACUGUUUAGCAUUACUGUGGCUGUUUUAAAAAUGGUCCUGUGAAAAGAUACAGCCUUGUCUGUUAAGAAUGUUUGAUUAUUACUUGACCGAAAAAGUACAAAACUUUCUAAAGAGAAUUAAAGAUUUUAUAGUUA
This is a messenger RNA of Haplochromis burtoni (Burton's mouthbrooder), 2025 nucleotides long. It is a transcript of the gene slc5a6b, whose product is annotated as solute carrier family 5 member 6. Gene Ontology annotation, molecular function: sodium-dependent multivitamin transmembrane transporter activity. Gene Ontology annotation, biological process: biotin transport; pantothenate transmembrane transport; sodium ion transport. The record is from RefSeq and is a predicted model, not a curated record. Gene Ontology annotation, cellular component: membrane. NCBI's taxonomy places the organism in Eukaryota, Metazoa, Chordata, Actinopteri, Cichliformes, Cichlidae.